Messenger RNA from Gordionus sp. m RMFG-2023, 1428 nucleotides. RefSeq lists its product as uncharacterized. The transcript has a single exon. The record is from RefSeq and is a predicted model, not a curated record. Bases 1 to 1428 code for a protein of 475 amino acids. Lineage: Eukaryota; Metazoa; Nematomorpha; Gordioida; Chordodea; Parachordodidae.
AUGACUGACCUUAUCAAAAGAAUAUGGAUUUUUAUAAUCGUGACAAUAUUUACGUGUUAUUUCAUUAACUAUUAUUACGCUUCGUAUUUGAAACGCGAAAUAUCGACGAUUCUGACAUAUCCAAAAACUGAUCACUCGAAUUCGAAUUCGUCUAAUAUUGCGACUCGACAUUCAAUGACGAAAGAAUUUACGGAUUACGAACUAGUUCUACCUCAUUGCAAAAUAUUAAAAUUAAAUUCUUCUGAUAUACAGUAUCCAGAACCCGAAGAACUGAAUAUGAGGUUAGAAUGUGUACCCGGCAAGACAGUUCCUUUGACAUACAUUGACUCGGGUAGAAAGCAGGAAAAGUCGGAAAACGAACACGUUUAUUCUUUCAAUAUGAGGGUAAAUUUAACCGCCUUACGGCUUUAUUAUGGUGGCGAUGACGAUUUUAAAAAUUGCAAAUACCAACGAAUAUUGAGGGACAUAAAAUCGGACAAUCCGGAUGACAGCAUUACUCUCACAAAAUCUGUCAAGUUUAAAUACGACACUACUAUUCAUUUAAAUUCGACUUCUUUUCGAAAGCGAAAUGAUGUCAAUCAGAAUUUCGAUAUAUUCAUACGGGUCAGAUGUUUCCAUAGUGACAAGUCGGUAAUUUAUCAAUACGUGCACACAGUUCCCCGAGAAUCAGUGUCUCGUUACGUGAUGUCCCAACGAUCUAACAAUAAAGUUAUUGAAGCGGUACGCAAGUUUAACGUAUUACUUAUGGGGAUAGAAUCUACAUCGAAUAAGAAUUUUGAGAGAAGUUUGCUCAAAACCUACGAAUACUUGAGACGCAAAAGAAAAAAAGUAUUUACAUUCAAGGGCUACGCUAAGAUAGGAGAAAAUACGUAUCCGAAUUUAAACGCACUCCUAACCGGAAAAUUUACGCGGGAAAUUCCUAGCGAUGAGCACACCUAUUUCGAUAAUAUCAGCAUGAUAUGGCGGCAAUACGAGAAACAUGGUUAUUCUACCAUUUACUUAGAGGACGAACCCUAUUGGUCAACUUACAAUUUUGAGAAAUACGGAUUUUAUAAAUCCCCUUCUCAUUUCUAUUUCAGACCGUUUACACUGGAAUUAGAAAAAACUAUGCGACGACUGUCAUCCGAAGAAUAUUGUUGUGUGUAUGGCAAAAAUGAGGUAGAAAUGUUGCUGGAUUAUUCGAAAGGAUUGAUUCAGGAACUGGAAGAAUCAGAUCAACCAUAUUUUAAUUUUAACUUUUUAACUAGAUACACCCACUCGCAACUACAGGGACUAGAUGACGUAGAUGGACUUUUGUAUAAUUAUUUUAACGAACUUAUAGAGAGUCAUCGCUUAAAGAAUACUUUUAUCUUCUUAUUCGGUGAUCACGGGUUAAGAUACGGGUCAUUUAGACAUAAUUUAAAUGGUUUCGUAAUUUUCAUAACAUGA